CAUACCAAAUCUUUGUAUGAAUAAAAGGGCGUGUCAGGGGUUAAAAGUAAUUAAUUGUUGUUGGCUAUUAAUUAAAAGACUAGACUCGAUAAUUAUUGCUCAAAGAUGCCAAAGUGUCCAUCCUGUAAGAAAGAAGUGUAUUUCGCGGAGAAGGUGACCUCACUAGGUAAAGAUUGGCACCGACCAUGCUUGAAGUGUGAGAAAUGCAAGAAAACCCUCACAUCAGGAGGUCAUGCUGAGCACGAGGGUAAGCCGUACUGCAACAAGCCGUGCUACAGCUCUAUGUUUGGCCCUGGGGGCUUUGGACGAGGUGGCACCGAAUCACACAAGUAUAAUUAGGAGCACCACAUGGUCACAUGCAAGCUAGGAGCAGAGAACAGAUUAUGUACGCUACGAAACUGUAGUGUACGCAAUUAAUGUAGUUUAUAGAUUGUCGAUCUACAUAAUUAUUAUACAUAAUUUUUAUUAGAGUUUAUUUCUAGCUUCAUGCGCAUAUGCAUGCAUGAUCAAUAAUUAAUUUUCGUCACACUCAAUAAUUAUUAUUACCGA
Molecule: messenger RNA, 549 nt
Organism: Halichondria panicea
Lineage: Eukaryota; Metazoa; Porifera; Demospongiae; Suberitida; Halichondriidae
Product: cysteine-rich protein 1
Exons: 3
Coding region: 106-339 (77 amino acids)
Source: RefSeq, a predicted model, not a curated record